UAUAGAUCCGAUGAGAAGGACCCGAGCGGUAGCAAAUACAAAAGGAUGGAGGAUCACAAUAUGCAAGACAAGGAACGUUUUGCCAGUAGGGAGAACCAUUGCGAGAUUGAACGGCGCCGGAGAAACAAGAUGACGGCAUACAUAACCGAGCUAUCAGACAUGGUGCCGACAUGUAGCGCUCUCGCUAGAAAACCCGACAAACUUACCAUACUCAGGAUGGCCGUGGCACACAUGAAGGCUCUCAGAGGCACGGGUAACACAAGCACAGAUGGUAGUACGUACAAGCCAAGUUUUUUGACAGACCAGGAAUUGAAACAUUUGAUUUUGGAAGCGGCUGAUGGAUUUCUCUUUGUUGUUAGUUGUGAUACUGGACGGAUAAUCUAUGUCUCAGAUUCUGUUACUCCAGUACUGAAUAAUUCACAGAGUGAUUGGUAUGGCUCAUGUAUAUAUGACAACGUUCAUCCCGAGGACGUCGAAAAAGUCAGAGAACAAUUGUCAACACAAGAAUCUCAAAAUACGGGCAGAAUUCUCGAUCUUAAGACCGGAACGGUAAAAAAAGAAGGCCAUCAAUCGUCUAUGCGGCUUUGUAUGGGAUCGCGACGAGGAUUCAUAUGCCGCAUGAAGGUGGGCAAUGUACCUCCAGAAAGUAUGUCGCUUGGUCACUUGAACAGACUGAAGCAGAGAAACUCGCUGGGGCCUUCUAGAGACGGACAGAAUUAUGCCGUAGUGCACUGCACGGGUUACAUAAAGAAUUGGCCUCCGACGGGAGUACAAAUCGACAGGCAGACUGAGGAGGAAUUGCACGCAUCGCACUGUUGUCUUGUCGCCAUUGGAAGGCUUCAGGUAACUUCCACUGCAAACACAUCAGAUUUGUCCGGUUCACACAGCCAGUCCGAAUUCAUAACCCGUCAUAGCUUGGAUGGAAAAUUUAGUUUUAUCGAUCAAAGAGUAAUGAAUCUUCUUGGUUACUCUCCACCUGAAUUAUUUGGCAAAAGUUGCUUCGAUUUCUUUCAUCCUGAAGAUCAAAGUCAUAUGAAAGAGAAUUUUGAACAAGUUUUGAAACUUAAAGGCCAAGUGGUUUCGCUGAUGUACCGUUUCAGGGCAAAGAAUAGAGAAUGGGUUUGGUUGCGCACAUCAGCAUUCGCUUUCUUAAAUCCUUACACUGACGAUGUAGAAUAUAUAGUCUGUACACAUUCAACAGCAAAAACUUUACAUAGUGGACCAGAUAGUAGUUCAACAGAAACAAGUACCGACCAGGUUCCAUAUCAUCAACAACAGCAACAACCAGGAAUAGAUUAUUCACUUCAGCGUAGAGAUAAUUCAAUGGCACCUGCUUAUUCACAUGGGCAUAUUAUUGGUUCAUCUGCUGUGUAUGGUGGCCCUUAUGAUCACACACCAUCUCCAAUAGCCUUUGGUAGUCCAAGCAGUUCAGGAGCACUAGGUCACGUAUUGAAAGAAAACUCUACCACCAGUCCUACACCUGCACAAGCAGCUUGGAAUUUAAGACAGCAACAACCAGUUACUGAAGGGUAUCAGUAUAACCAGCUAAGUCCAUCAAGGUCUCCCAGCGGUCCUAUUUACACACAGCUCAGUGGAGGGGCAAGGCCAACCACAUAUCACACCACAAACACUACGCAACCUAAUAAUGCAGGCAUGUGGACUUGGCAGGGAUCUAACCAUGGUCCUGGAUCUAGCAGUUCAGGAGCCCAUUCCAUGGCUCCUGUUCCCGUGCAAGUACAUUCUGGUGCCAGUCAAGGGCAGCCACAAGGACAAGAACUCUCUGAAAUGCUCCAAAUGUUAGAUCAGGGAGGCGCUACAUCAUUUGAAGAACUUAAUAUUAACAUGUUCAAUACACCCUUCGAGUGACAAACAUCGCAAACAAAUUACAUGUACAAGCUCAAUAAGGGUAACUUGUAAAAGAUAUGGAAAAUGACAGAGCAAGUAAUUUAAACUGGUUCAUACUUUAGGCAGAUAUGUAAAGAUUGCGAGCAUUUACAUUCUUAUAAUAAUGGGGAUGAAUAUAUUCAGUAAUUAGGAAUACAAAAAUAUUACUUUUAAGAUACUAUACCUUUAAGUUUUGCAAUAAGAAUGUGAAGAUUUUACUUAUAUGAAUUAUUAUUCUACAAGUGCAACAAAUAAGAGAUAGUUAUAUUUUAUGCUUAAAUUUUUAGAAUUAAGGCGG
Molecule: messenger RNA, 2182 nt
Organism: Ctenocephalides felis (cat flea)
Lineage: Eukaryota; Metazoa; Arthropoda; Insecta; Siphonaptera; Pulicidae
Gene: tgo
Product: aryl hydrocarbon receptor nuclear translocator homolog
Exons: 2
Coding region: 46-1866 (606 amino acids)
Biological process (GO): regulation of transcription by RNA polymerase II
Cellular component (GO): cytoplasm; nucleus; transcription regulator complex
Molecular function (GO): protein dimerization activity; DNA-binding transcription factor activity, RNA polymerase II-specific; RNA polymerase II cis-regulatory region sequence-specific DNA binding
Source: RefSeq, a predicted model, not a curated record